UCUAUUGCCUUCUACAAUGAAUCACGGACUUAUAUUAGCGACGGACCGGAAGCAGCGUGCACUUAAGGAUUUCGGUUACUGCAUCAUUCUGUCUACUUUACUAUCAUACAGUCCGUCCAGCAAACAAAGAGGAUGUUGAGAAACGGAGCAGCACAGGUUUUCAGACAGCUGGUCAGACGCCAGUCUACAGACACCAGCCUGAUCCUGGAGAGAUCGAUUAACCGUGUUCAGCUGCUGGGCCGCGUGGGGCAGGACCCUGUCAUGAGACAGAUGGAGGGACGGAACCCCGUUACCAUCUUCUCCAUGGCAACCAACGAGAUGUGGCGCUCCGGGGACGUGGAGACGUCCCCCGCAGGAGAUGUCAGCCAGAAGACGACGUGGCAUCGUGUGUCAAUCUUCAAGCCUGGUCUGAGGGAUGUGGCCUACCAGUAUGUCAAGAAAGGGUCGAGGGUUUUGGUGGAGGGGAAGUUGGACUACGGGGAGUACGUAGACAAGAACAACGUCAGACGCCAGGCUACCACCAUCAUCGCAGACAACAUUGUAUUUUUAAGCGACAACAUUCGAGGGAAGGAUCAAUGAGGGAUGUGGCGAUCUUCAUCUAGGAGGAAGACUGAAGCUCUUUCUGUGUAGCUACUCUAUUGUCUAUGUAUUAACUGACCAUGGAAGAAGCUGUGUGCCUGCUAUCUAAAUGGGACAGAACACAGUGUAACUCCUCUCUGUUGAUUGUAGUGAAUGAUAGAAGACUAUCUGUCCCAUUAUGACGUCGGUGAGCGCACGGGCAGCGCCAUUGAGGCCAUCUCUAUUUUGAAGUAGUCAAUUUUCUUAUACUACUUCUAUGAGUUGGUAAACAAACUGAAAUGGUUCACACUGCCAGCUGGAAUGCGUUGUUUGAACAGGUGUAAAGCCAAGUGGAGAUUUACUGCCACCUGCAGUUAUGGAAUGUUCGCUCGUGAGUAUCAUUCAUUGGCUGAUGCCCUAGAUGGAAUUGUGUGAUCCUUCCUUAACCCAUAGGAGGUACCACCCAGUUGACUACUUCAAAAUGGUGAAAGUCCUCAAUGGCACUGCCCAUGCUAAAACAUGCUUAUGGUUACUAAAGUCCUCUCAUUCUCUGAGUGCGCCAGAGUAUACCUAGACAUGGGGUCACAUGUAUGUAUUCUAUCCCCCAAAAUGUUUGUUACUACUGUAUAAUCUUAGUUUACGUCCAUUUGCGCUACUCUUGUUGCAGUACUACUAAUGGAACUGCUGUUCAAAGCAGAGUGAAGGAUCAGGCCUUAAAGGUGAGCAGUUAGUUGUUUUCCCAGAGAAGCCAGAUAACAGAUGAGAGAAAUAAAUGGGUGAUGUGUGACUGACUCUCAUCCACAUAAUGCUGUACCCAAAACUAGGAUUAUGUGCCAGUUUCAAAUAGAAUGUUAUACCACCUGUUUUCAUCUCAGCAUGUCUUUCUGUUCUAUUUUAAAGAUAGAUUUAAACUUGUAACUAUUUGUUUAGUUUUGGUUUCAUUCCAACUUAGUAUUUUUUCCCCCUUCCUGAUAUCACCAGAUUCUCACCUCAAUUCUGUCUGGGCAAAGUUUGUACUCAUGUUUAAUGUACUUGUAUGUAUCAUGUAGGUCGAAUAUAUAUUUUUUCUCCAGUACUUUAGCCUCUUGAUUUCAAUAUCCACACAUUAGUGGAAUAUGUUUCUUAGCAGAAUGUCCUCUUUGACCUGUUCCUUGGCAGACCACUCGGGAAUUGCAGAAAAAGUUAAGUUAUUGCAGCAGAAAGCGCUUAUUUUUUAAGAGCUUUAACUUGUUUGGUUGAUUUGCAUUCCUGGGAGGCCCUGUUUAAAAUGAUGAAUUCUUGUCUUUCUCUGAUUUGUUACAAAACGUACGUUAAUGUGAUGUAAUUGGCUUAUUCGCUUGUCAAUCAAAUACUCGGGCUCAAAUGCUUUGGAUUGGUCGCAGAACCCUGUCAGUCAGACGGUCACACUAGAAUAGAAUAGAAGGACUCGUUCGAUUGGUAUGACGCAGAUGGACAGGAGUGUGUUUUUUUUUUGCAGUGUGGAAGUUACAAAUUUUCCAAUUUCUGACCGAAGUUAUUGCAACGUUUUCAUGUGAACAGUUUCUCCACAUACAUUGUAGAUAUUGCGCUAAAUGUGUAUCCAUUGCAUUGUAUGUUGCCCUUUAUCUUGAUACAACCUACGCAAAUGGAAUGCAAACCCUGGUAGUGUUUUAGUCUAAUUAGAUGUCGCUACUCUUGUCCCCGCCCACAUUCCUGUCUGUCUGGUCUGUUCUGGUGGUGGGCAGCAAACUGCAUCAAGGAAAAAGUCCAUGGAACUCUGUGCAAAGAAAAUAAACAAGAGCCAACACG
Oncorhynchus masou masou (cherry salmon) is the source of this 2346-nucleotide messenger RNA. RefSeq names its product single-stranded DNA-binding protein, mitochondrial-like. The record is from RefSeq and is a predicted model, not a curated record. The transcript has 6 exons. Gene Ontology annotation, molecular function: single-stranded DNA binding. Gene Ontology annotation, cellular component: mitochondrial nucleoid. Bases 133 to 579 code for a protein of 148 amino acids. Gene Ontology annotation, biological process: positive regulation of helicase activity; mitochondrial DNA replication. NCBI's taxonomy places the organism in Eukaryota, Metazoa, Chordata, Actinopteri, Salmoniformes, Salmonidae.